This is a messenger RNA of Pecten maximus, 583 nucleotides long. Its product is annotated as N-lysine methyltransferase KMT5A-like. Lineage: Eukaryota; Metazoa; Mollusca; Bivalvia; Pectinida; Pectinidae. Gene Ontology annotation, molecular function: protein binding. The transcript has 3 exons. The record is from RefSeq and is a predicted model, not a curated record. The annotation marks the transcript as partial.
UUGUUCUAAUGCCGGCAGAACUACAUUUUCGAGGGAGAUCAUAAACACCUUUUGAGAAGUGGGUGGCCCUGAAAAGGGUUACUUUUGUUGGUGUAGAAUGACGCUGGAACCCGCCGAUGACUGCAUUUAUUUGUAUCAGCAUAUCUAUUGCCAGCGACAUCGCUGUAACCCGGCAUCCCAUCCGAUAGGCAUGACUCCAUGGCAUGAGGCCGACUUCCUCAAAAACCGGAAAGGUGUUUUUGCCACAAGGAAAUUCAGAAAAGGAGAUUUUUUAUUGGAAUAUCAUGGAGAAUUCAUUCCAUACCAGGAAGGUAAAACAAGAGAAAACGCAUAUCCUCUGAAGUUUGGCAGUUUCAUAUUCUUCUUGAAUUGGAAAAACAAGCGAUACUGUGUUGAUGCUACUUUUUCAAAACGGAUCUGCAGAUAUGUUAAUGAUGGAAUUGGAGAAUGUCAGAACUGCAUCAUGAAGCAAGAGCUAUAUGGUGACCGGCCGCACCUGUGUCUGUAUGCCAACAAAGAUAUAGCUGUUGGGGAUGAACUGCGCUAUGAUUAUGGUGUUUCUGAUCUUCCAUGGAGAAAAAAG